Molecule: messenger RNA, 2001 nt
Organism: Hibiscus syriacus
Lineage: Eukaryota; Viridiplantae; Streptophyta; Magnoliopsida; Malvales; Malvaceae
Product: probable L-type lectin-domain containing receptor kinase S.5
Exons: 1
Coding region: 16-1956 (646 amino acids)
Biological process (GO): protein phosphorylation
Cellular component (GO): plasma membrane
Molecular function (GO): ATP binding; protein kinase activity; carbohydrate binding
Source: RefSeq, a predicted model, not a curated record
UCUCUCUCUACCAAAAUGUGUCCUUCACCAUUGCCCUACUUUUUAAUCCUAGCAGUGCUCCUGGUUCAAGUAAGCUGCUUUCACUUCAAUUUUCCGAACUUCCAGGGCGAUGCUGCAAACCAGCUUAUCUUGAGCAAAAAUUCUUCCAUAGCCUUGGAUGCCAUCCAAGUUACCCUCGACGUUAAUGGAGCUUCCAUGCAAAACAGAGCGGGACGAGCCUUGUACAAUAAACGUUUUAGUCUCUGGAAAAGCAAUGGCGCCAUUGCUUCUUUUGAUACAACUUUCGUCCUCAAUAUCCUAAACCAAACAUCUGCUGGAGGUGAAGGCUUGGCGUUUAUAAUAACUGGGGAUUCCAGUGUUCCCGAUAACAGCGAAGGGAGAUGGCUUGGGAUUGUAGACUCCCGUACGAAUGGUAGUCGUGAAGCCGGCGUAGUGGCGGUGGAGUUCGACACGAGGAAGAGCGACGACGGAGACUUGGACGGCAACCAUGUUGGCUUGAACAUAAAUAGCAUAAACUCCAUCUCUCCAGUUUCUUUAACUGGCUUUGGUUUUAAUAUUUCAGGAGGUUUGGAUUUGUUGGUUCAUCUUCAAUAUGAUGGAGAAAACUUGACUGUGAGGGUAAACGAUGUUCUUGUGCUUUCCCAACUUGUUGAUCUCUCGAUCUCACUUCCAAACAAGGUGUUCGUCGGAUUCUCUGCAUCAACAAGCAAUGAGACGCAGUUAAACUGUGUCAAAUCGUGGUCGUUUUCGGGAACCGAUAUUGACGGAGACGAUAACUUUUCGUGGGUUUGGAUCUUGAUUCCGACGGUGGUCUUGACGAUGUUGAUCAUCGUUUUUGUUAUUUACUUGUAUUGGAGAAGAGGCCGCAUCGAAGACGAUAUGGAAGGGGCAGCACGUGGAAAUAUAGAAGAUGAGAUCAAUCGAUCCGGUUUUGGUCCUAAGAAGUUCCGAUUGAAAGAAUUGAAACAAGCAACUGCAAACUUCAGCCGCAAGAACAAGCUGGGGAAAGGUGGAUUUGGAACUGUCUAUAAAGGAUCAUGGAUGAACAAGGAUGUCGCUAUAAAAAAAGUAUCCAAGAAAUCGAAUCAAGGCAAGCAAGAAUUCAUAGCGGAAGUAACAACAAUCGGCAACCUCAAUCACAAAAAUCUCGUCAAGUUAAUCGGAUGGUGUUACGAGAGAAGCGAGCUCCUCCUUGUGUAUGAAUACAUGCCGAACGGAAGCCUUGACAAGUUCAUAUUCUGCAAUCACAAGGCAAGUACCGAGGAAUGUUGGACACUCAACUGGGAGCAAAGGCUAACCAUCAUACGAGGAGUGGCUCAAGCACUCGAGUAUCUUCACAACGGUUGUCAAAAGAGGGUGCUUCACCGCGACAUAAAAGCCAGCAACAUAAUGUUGGAUUCGGAGUACAUUGCCAAGCUAGGGGAUUUCGGAUUGGCUCGAACUGUUGAAGGAAAAGAGAAGACACAUCAUUCCACCAUAGAGAUAGCAGGUACACCUGGUUAUAUGGCUCCUGAGACCUUUCUUAUAAGCCGAGCCACCGUGGAAACCGAUGUUUAUUCGUUCGGCGUUCUCGUCCUCGAAGUUGUUUGCGGGAGAAAGCCUGGUAACCAAAGUGAGCAGAAUAAUUACAACAAUAGCAUUGUCAACUGGCUGUGGGAAUUCUAUAAGAACGGGAAGAUCACUGCCGCUGUUGAUUCCAGGAUGGAUGCGAACUUUGUCAAGAACGAAGCCGAGCGUGUGCUAAUUCUGGGAUUGGCAUGCUGCCAUCCUAACCCGCAUUACAGGCCUUGUAUGAGUAGCGUUUUGCAAGUUCUUUCAGGGGAAGCUGAUCCACCUGACGUGCCCCAAGAGAGGCCUUCAUUUGUGUGGCCAGCCAUGCCCCCAUCUUUCAGUCAAAUGGAUUAUUCUCUUAGAGGCAGCCAACUCACUCCAUUUACGGACCUCACCGGUCGGUAGAGUCUAAAGUCAAUGGCGAGCAGGUUUUCACAGGCUAGUUUAACA